UUUUUCUCUCUUUACCUUUACAUCUACGUAAUAUAUCCAUACAACUUUUGUUUUUUGUAUUAAAUGUCUGGAAAUAAUAUAAAGGUUGUGUGUCGUUUUAGACCACAAAACUCUCUUGAAAUAAGAGAAGGUGGUCAACCUAUCAUUGAUAUUAAUGAAGAAGGUACUCAAGUUGGUAUCAAGGGUGAAUUUACUGGAAGUUUUGCUUUUGAUAAAGUAUUUGGAAUGGAAACCCCCCAAAAGGAUGUAUUUGAUUAUUCUAUUAAAUCCAUUGUUGAUGAUGUGGUUGCUGGUUAUAAUGGUACUGUUUUUGCUUAUGGUCAAACUGGUUCAGGGAAAACUUUCACCAUGAUGGGUGCAGAUAUUGGAGAUGAAAAAACCAAAGGUAUUAUUCCUCGUAUUAUUACACAAAUCUUUGAUAGUAUUAUGGCGGCACCUAGCAAUAUGGAAUUUACAGUCAAAGCUUCUUAUAUGGAAAUCUAUAUGGAAAAAGUGAGAGAUCUUUUGAAUCCAAGUAAUGAUAAUUUGGCUAUUCAUGAAGAUAAAACAAAAGGUGUUUACGUUAAGGAUUUAUUGGAAAUCUAUGUUGGUUCAUCUGAAGAAGUAUAUGAAGUCAUGCGACGUGGUAGUAAUAAUCGUGUGGUUGCAAGUACAAAUAUGAAUGCUGAAAGUUCUCGUUCUCAUUCUAUUGUUGUCAUUACUAUUACUCAAAAGAAUGUUGAUACUGGUGCUGCUAAAAGUGGGAAACUUUACUUAGUGGAUCUUGCUGGUUCUGAAAAGGUUGGCAAAACUGGUGCUACUGGUCAAACUUUAGAAGAAGCAAAGAAAAUUAACAAGUCUUUAACAGCUUUGGGAAUGGUCAUUUAUUCUUUAACUGAUGGAAAGUCAAGCCAUGUGCCCUAUCGUGAUUCCAAAUUAACUCGUAUCUUACAAGAAUCUUUGGGUGGUAACUCUCGUACUACUUUAAUCAUCAAUUGUUCACCUUCUUCUUACAAUGAACAAGAAACUCUUUCUACUUUACGAUUCGGUAUGCGUGCCAAGACCAUCACCAACAAGGCUAAAGUUAAUGCUGAUCUAUCUCCUGCUGAACUUAAGGCUUUAUUGAAACGUGUCAAAUCUGAAACCAUCACUUUUCAAACUUAUAUCUCAGCAUUGGAAGGCGAAGUCAAUGUUUGGCGUAGUGGUGGUACUGUUCCUGAAGAAAAAUGGGUGACAAUGGAUAAAGUGACAAAAGGUGACUUUAAUGCUCUUCCUCCUGCUCCUGGUUUCAAGAGUCCUAUCUCUGAUGAUACUUCAAGACCAACCACUCCUGCUAUUGUUUUGGAAAAAGAUGAACGAGAUGAACUACUCAAACGUGAAAAUGAACUUAUGGAUCAAAUUGCUGAAAAGGAAACUGAAUUGGCAAAUCGUGAAAAAUUAUUAGAAUCUCUCAAGGAAGAAAUGACUUAUUAUAAAGAUCAAGAACAAUUGGUGACCAAGGAAAAUCAACAAAUGACAACAGAACUCACCGAAUUACGACUUCAAUUACAAAAGAUCUCUUACGAAAGUAAAGAAAAUGCCAUCACUGUCGACUCUUUGAAGGAAUCCAAUCAAGAUCUUAUGGCAGAAUUAGAAGAACUCAAGCGAAAUCUUUCUGAAAUGCGUCUUUCUCACAAAGAUGCCACUGAUGAUGAAAAAGAAAAGAAGAAGGCUGAAAAAAUGGCUCAAAUGAUGUCUGGUUUUGAUCCCUCUGGUGAAAUCAAUGAAAAGGAACGACAAAUUAGGGAUGCACUUAACAAACUGGAUGGUGAUACCAAUGGAUCUCUUACUAUUGAAGAAUUGGUUUCUUUAAGACGAGAACUUGCCGAAUCCAAAGUAUUAUUAGAUCAACACUCCAAAUCUAUUGAAGACUUGACAUAUGAAAAGGAUGCUUUGGAUAAGAAGAAAUCUGAUUUGGAAGCUCGUUUGGGAAGUCUUGAAGUCGAAUACGAAGAACUUUUGGACAAGACGAUUGCUGAAGAAGAAGCUCAAGUACAAAAGAAUGUAGAUAUUGCUGAAACAAUUUCAACUCUCAAGGGCAAACUUGAAACUCAAUAUAAUGCCAAACGUGAAAUGCAACAAAAAGAAAUUGAUGAACUCAAGAAGGAAUUGGAUCGAAAGACUGAAAGUCAUCAAAAACUUAGUAGUGCAUUAGCUGAUCUCAAAACAGCCAAUGAUCAACUCCAGGCUGCUUUAUCUGAACAACCCAAUGAAGCUCAAAAUGAUCUUUCCGAACGUGAAAAGGACUUGGAACGUAUGCGCAAGACCAUGGCCAAUCAAUUAGCUGAAUUUGAAGUGAUGAAGAAAGCACUGAUGCGUGAUCUUCAACAACGAUGUGAAAAGGUGGUGGAUUUGGAAAUGUCUUUGGAUGAAACUCGGGAACAAUAUAACAGUGUAUUACGUGCAAGCAACAAUAAGGCUCAACAAAAGAAGAUGGCUUUCUUGGAACGUAAUUUGGAACAAUUAACUAAUGUUCAAAAGCAGUUGGUUGAACAAAAUGCAUCCCUCAAGAAAGAAGUGGCAGUAGCAGAACGUAAAUUGAUUGCUCGAAAUGAACGUAUUCAAAGUCUGGAAACCUUAUUACAAGAUGCUCAAGAAAAAUUGAUCAGUCAAAAUCAAAAAUUCGAAGCACAAAUUCAAGCAGUAAGAGAAAGAUUGGAACAAGCUCGAACUCAAAAAUCUCAAAAUUCAAUGGCUGCUUUGAACUUUGGUCGUAUUGCCAAACCUUUACGUGGUGGAGCUGCAGUUGAAAAUGGCAAUGAUAUACCUACUUCUCCCACUGACAAACGUGAUAAACGAUCUUCUUGGAUUCCUGGAUUUAUAAAUGGUCGUUAAGUAGAAGAUAUUUUUUAUUAUUAUUAUUAUUAUUACUUUGUUUUUUUUUUGAUUUUUUUAUAUUAUUUUUAUUACUACCCCUUUUAUAUAUCUAUCUGCCUUAUAUAACAAAUUGUUUUCUCCCCAUUAUAUAUACAUAUAUAUUCCCCAAUUUUCUUCUUCUUCUUCUUCUAGUUAUUUAUUUUUAUUUAUCACCAAUCUUUUGGUUGAUAUUAUCGUAUUUUAUUUGGAAAAAAAAAUCUUUUUU
This is a messenger RNA of Halteromyces radiatus, 3100 nucleotides long. Its product is annotated as kinesin heavy chain. Gene Ontology annotation, biological process: mitotic spindle organization; microtubule-based movement. The record is from RefSeq and is a predicted model, not a curated record. The coding region runs from base 64 to 2853 and encodes 929 amino acids. Gene Ontology annotation, molecular function: microtubule motor activity; microtubule binding; ATP binding. Lineage: Eukaryota; Fungi; Mucoromycota; Mucoromycetes; Mucorales; Cunninghamellaceae. The transcript is spliced from 13 exons.